GGGAUACAAUUUCAACUGCGCCUGCGCAAAGCCACGUAAGAAUUGACAGCUGGAAAUAUGUCUGCGCCCUAAGAGAUGAUAAUUCCUAAACAAUUUCAUUUGCAAAGACGAAAACAGACGACCAGCACUGAGAAUGGUUGUGGUAGACGUCGGUUCCAUGGUUUUCCGCUUGAGAGGGGGUUUGGAGCUCACGUGUCAGCUGGACAGCGCUGAUGGGCCAAGUGUACAGCAAACUCUGUCAGGCGCAUUUAAGCGUCUCUGCGCCAAAGUUCGGUCUGAGAGCCUGGUGUUCUGCAUUCGGAACAGCCCCCUUUUAAUUUGGCCCAACAAAGGGGUCCACAUAAUUCCAGAUGACGUGAAAGAAAGCACCCCCUGCAAAGAUAUACAACAACACAUUCAGGCAGAGGAAAAUGACAGUGGCAAAAAAUCAUCUAAAAAGAAAGACAGGAAGAGUGCCACCACAUGUGUGAUCAACCUGGACCUGAUGAUGGAGGUAACUGAGCCCAGUCGCCUGUCAGCCACCGUUCUCACCAGAAGAAAUCAGAAGCAGCACUUUGUGCGCAUGACGCUGCCCAUGGACUGCGUCGCGUCUGUUCAAAUGGAGGAGACUAUCGGAGUUGUCUCUGGGCUCCUGGUGGGGGCGCUGUGUGAUCAGCUGGCAGACAUGGAGAGGAUGGUCCUGCAGCACAUGAAGGGGACGGCCCUGCUCCUGCCACAGCCCUUGCACUUCCUGCUGCCGGAGCCUGCUGGCCUGGUCACUGUGGUGUACCCCGCUGGGGUACCAGACAGCCGACUGGAGCUCAACAGGAAGGAACUGCACAGCAGGUUUGAGCUGCCAGAUGACAGACCCUGCUUCAGGAGGGCCAACGCCUUCCAUUUUCCAGACGAGCCCUACAAAGAUGGCUACCUCAGAAAUCCCCACACUGCCCUCAAUCUCCCCAACAUGGAGAGUGCCAAGCCGUACGUGGUACAGGGGGUGUACAGCUACCACCACUACAUGCAGGACCACAUGGACGACAAUGGCUGGGGCUGUGCAUACCGAUCCCUGCAGACCAUCUGCUCCUGGUUCCAGCAACAGGGAUAUGUCGAUCGGGAUGUGCCCUCCCAUAAAGAGAUCCAGCAGGCCCUGGUGGAUGUUGGGGACAAACCCGCCCCCUUCGUGGGGUCACGCCAGUGGAUCGGUUCCAUCGAAGUUCAGGCCGUGCUCGACAAGCUUCUGGGCGUCACGUCAAAGAUUCUGUUUGUGAGUCAAGGGUCAGACCUGGCAUCCAAAGGGAGGGAACUGGCCACCCACUUCCAGACAGAAGGCACGCCCGUAAUGAUCGGAGGGGGCGUCCUGGCGCACACCAUCCUGGGAGUGCUGUGGAGUGAGACUACAGGGCAGAUCAAGUUCCUUAUCCUGGAUCCACACUACACUGGGGGAGAGGACCUACAGGUCAUCACAGACAAGGGCUGGUGCGGAUGGAAAGGCCCUGAGUUCUGGGAUCAGAAUGCCUACUAUAACAUGUGCCUGCCCCAGAGACCAAAGACCAUAUAACCAGUUGCUGUCUGCUCAUUGUAAUUCAACUAUUAAGGGUACUAAUUUAAUGUCACUUGCAAACUUGUAAAUAAAUGUGAAAGAUUCAGAAAAUAAAGUCACAACGCUUAUAAAAA
Molecule: messenger RNA, 1653 nt
Organism: Conger conger (European conger)
Lineage: Eukaryota; Metazoa; Chordata; Actinopteri; Anguilliformes; Congridae
Gene: ufsp2
Product: ufm1-specific peptidase 2
Exons: 12
Coding region: 134-1537 (467 amino acids)
Source: RefSeq, a predicted model, not a curated record